Messenger RNA from Lolium perenne, 1116 nucleotides. RefSeq lists its product as uncharacterized. The record is from RefSeq and is a predicted model, not a curated record. Lineage: Eukaryota; Viridiplantae; Streptophyta; Magnoliopsida; Poales; Poaceae.
AUGCUCCUCCAGGUCCUGGUGCGCUUGCGCUGCGCUCGCGCUGCCGCGUGCACAGGGCUGGUCUCGCGCCGGUGGCGCGGCCUCUGGGCUCGUCUCCCCGGCCUGACCUUCCGUGACAUCCCGGUGAGCAAGAUCAAAUCGGCACUGGAAAGCGUCGCUCGCGGCACCAGCGUGUCCCUCCUCGAAAUCCGGCCAUCGAGGAGCAUGUCGUCACUGGCGGCGGAGGCCAAGGUCGAGGACGCCCGUGCAAAGUCAUUGCUGCUCUCCGCCACGAGGUUCUCGCCGGAGGAGAUGGUCUUCAUCCUCCCGCGGUGUCCUAAGAUUGGCCGUGCCAUCACCAUCGCACUGCCUUGCUUCGGUCGUGCCACUUCCAUUGAGCUGGAUACGUGUUCCCAUCGCAUCACGCCGCCGGUGGGUGAGCUCCCGGUGCUUGAGAUGCUGUCCAUCUCCGGGAACAUUGCCAAGGUCGAUUCCUUGCUCAAGUGCUGCCCGCGGCUGCGCGUGCUCGGGAUCACCUUCCGAGGUGCCAAGCCAGACUGUCUUGUGGCGGAGCUCUCCACACUCGAGGCGGCAGCAGUGCUAGGCCUCACGGUGUCCCGCCUAGGCAUCGAAUUUGAGGGGAGGCAUAGGGUGGUCGACGGCCCUCGCUUUGAUUACCUUCUCCGUGCCGCGGCUAGGCUCGCUCCUCAUGAGCUCCUCUUCACUAGCCACUUCAUAAGAUCUGUUGAUGCCGACCUGGUAUGCUUCAACCGCACCACGUCGAUCGAGAUGAACUUGUACACCAUUCGAUUCACACAGCUGCAAGCCGGCGAGUUCUCAGCGCUUGAGAGGCUAGUCCUUAAUGGUUGCACCAUCACUGAUCUUGUCACAAUGAUCAUCCGUUGUCCGCGCCUGCGCGUGCUCAAAGUGACUGCAGAUAUGUCUGCACGUGACGUCACCGUCCACUCGGCGUCGCUCGAGGAGCUUGAGCUUGAUGUCCAAAUAGACACGGAAUGUCAGAGCAUUCAGGUUGUGACUCCACUACUUAAGCAAUUGAAGCUCAAGGUCCAUGGCAGGACGAACUUCCAUGUUUCCAUCUUAGCGCCAGUGGUGGAGAAGUCGGCAAGAUUUGCGUAG